AUGUCCCCCGUACUCGAUACUCUUUCAACCAUCCUGUCAGACCUAGAUCUGGUAUCCUCAUCGGGCAGAUAUGACGCCGCAACAGGGUUCAAAAAAACCCAGGCUGGCUUUUACGAUUGCUUCGACAAACUGAUGGCCGCAAGCAAAUCCUUGAUUGCAGCCUACCACUCGAUGUUGGAAAUGCACAAGGACUGCGCCCGCAUGAUAAACCAACUCUUGGCUCUGGGCCAACCAAAUUCUGUCGUCGUUCAGCAUAUUCGGGCGCGGAAGGCACAAAUCGAGCAAGAUAUGCUAGAGAUGGAAUCGAUUCAAUGUGAGACUAUGCGAUCGAUACAGCUGCUGCAUGACGGCAAUCAGCUCGUCAUUCGGAUACUUCGAAGAUUGAAGCAACCGGAGGAGGAAAACCAGAAAGGCUGCAAGCGCAAAGCCGAUGAGAUGGACGGAGAAUCGGAUUCUGGAUCUAGUGAGGCAGAGUAA
Messenger RNA from Letharia lupina, 477 nucleotides. RefSeq lists its product as uncharacterized. The record is from RefSeq and is a predicted model, not a curated record. The transcript is spliced from 2 exons. Bases 1 to 477 code for a protein of 158 amino acids. Lineage: Eukaryota; Fungi; Ascomycota; Lecanoromycetes; Lecanorales; Parmeliaceae.